Trichophyton rubrum CBS 118892 is the source of this 600-nucleotide messenger RNA. RefSeq lists its product as uncharacterized. The record is from RefSeq and is a predicted model, not a curated record. The transcript is spliced from 2 exons. Bases 1 to 600 code for a protein of 199 amino acids. NCBI's taxonomy places the organism in Eukaryota, Fungi, Ascomycota, Eurotiomycetes, Onygenales, Arthrodermataceae.
AUGCUGACCCAAAGACCGCUAACACCGCCGUAUACGGCUCCACGGGACCCGGAAUUGACUCAAUACAACCUUCCACAAAAGAAUGACACGCUCCUAGCAGAGCUCUCAGGACGCUGCAACACGUCUCUCCAAAACACUCUCUCGAAGACGACAUUCCAACGUCUGGCAGAAGAAGUGGUCUCGAAAAACAUUAGCUCUGGACCGACCAAGGACACCAGGGACCUAGAGCCUCGCAUACAUUUUACCGUCUCUCAGACCGCCCAAAAGCUCUCACAACAAGCCACUACCACCGUGAACGGAAUAUAUUUUGAGCUUACAAAACUCCUGCCACCACGACUACAGCCGUUUUUACUCAACUUUAUAGGGAAAGAGGCUAGUGAAGAGGACCGAUAUACUUUUAUAAUAAACGUGCUUCCAUGGAUAUUGAAGAAGUUACGGAAAUCCCCAUCACAAAAUGGAACACGAAAACGAGGGUUACCUAGAAGAAGUCAACGCAUUGCUAAAAAGCAACGGCAAAAGAAGGUCGGUGCUAAACGCGUGGAAAAAGCACCAGCUACCGCAACAAACAGAAUAAAAAAGAGACAGCAGAGAGGGAAAUAA